GGAAGCCCAGCUCGGCCUGCUGCAGAGCCAUGGUGCGGCUGAGCGCAGACCUCAUCGCCAGGUGCCUCAGUCACAGGAACCGCAGGGAGGAGGACUUGGGACAGCACCUGCGAAAAAUCACUCACCUGAAUUUAUCAGAUAAAAAUCUGGAUGCAAUCGGUGACAUCUCUUUGUGUAGAAACCUUAGAGUUUUGUAUUUAUAUGACAACCAAAUCAGUCAAAUCCGGAACUUGGGCUUUGCUUCACAUUUAACACACCUUUACCUGCAGAACAACCGUAUUUCAUGCAUAGAAAAUCUCUCAUCACUGAAAAAUCUCGAAAAACUGUAUCUGGGGGGCAACUCUAUUGCUGUAGUAGAGGGUUUGGAUCAAUUAAAAGAAAUAAGGGAGCUACAUAUUGAAAGUCAACACCUCCCCCCUGGCGAAAAGCUUCUCUUUGAUCCAAGAUCCCUCAGGUCCUUGGCAAAAUCUUUGUCUGUGUUGAAUAUUAGCAAUAACAACAUCGAUGCGUUAGAAGAACUGGCAGUUCUGGAAAAUCUUUCUCAUCUAAGAGCAGCUGACAAUCAACUUCAACAUAUGAAGGAUUUGGAGGUUGUGUUAAAGAAAUGGACAAAGCUUUGCAGCAUGGAUCUUACAGGAAACCCCGUCUGCCACAAACCAAAAUACAGGGACAGGAUUGUUGUACAGUCACAAACUUUAGAAUCCCUUGAUGGGAAAGAAAUUAAAGAAAUGGAAAGACUGUUCCUAAUGAAUUGGAAAGCCUCCAGAGCUGCCAGGAAAAAAAGCAAAGGAAGAAUGACAAAUGAACAUGCAGACUAUCUACAUUUUUCUGACUUUGAAACACCUCAUCCUAUUCUUCCCUUUAACUAUAGUGUAUCUCUGAAAGAAAAAACAAAUAUUUUAAUUCUGUCUGAGAUGCAGAAAGACAGAAGUAAUCCUCUGCCAAGGACUGUGGAAAAAAAAUAAAUCAGAGGGAAACUCAGGUUGAGGAGGAAUCUGACGUAAUGGCAGAACCAAGCUGUAUUCUAAAAGUCAGAAGUUACAGGAUGCGCAGUUGGCUAUCAUUGGAUUUUUUUUUUCUUCUCGAAACUAAAAAAGAAAGUUACUGACAUCUAUUUGAAUAUGUUAUCUGUGUCUUUAUAAUCUAAAAACCAGACAAAAUUAAGUAUGUUGAACUUAACACUGCCUAACAAGAGCAUUCCAAAAUGUGAGGUGACUGCCGAAUUAUUUAGAAGCAAUAUUCUGUGUUGUAAGCAUGUCAAAAUAUUAGUACUUAGUGGACUGAAGAAGCUGUCUUUUUCUUAACCUUCCUCAGGAUAUAAGUUGCCUUUAACCAGUGUCUGAGGUUACUUCCACGUAUGAUACUCGUAACAAUUAUGCAGAGGCGUGCUAAUAGUCCUGCACUUCAAGAAGAAAAGAGCAAUCAGCUCAUGAUGCGUGAGAAGAUUCACGGUCCUAAAAAGUCAUUUCCACAAUUUGGAUUUUUCCAGUUUCUGGUAAAUGAUGUGAAAUAGUUAGAAAAAAAAAGCUCAACAAGAUUGAUGCUAUAUCUGUACUGAUGAAUUAUGGAAUAGAGAAUAUUGCCCAUUAAUUUGACUUCAGCUUCUGCUUUAUGUAGCUGGGACUUGAGUUUGGCUGCUUUGCACUGGCUUGAGUCAUUAGAUGAGCGCUCCAGUCUUCAGAUACAGGAGAACUCCAAACCUACAGAUUAGGAAAGUAUGGACUGCAAAUUGCCCCUGGAAUGGAACCUUGCCUAAUGGAGUUUGUGCUUGUCUUGUGCUUGAGACUCUCUCUGAAAUAAGGAAGAAAUCUCCCCUGAAUUAGAAAAUUAGCAUCUGUCUUUUUACAUUCAGUGUUUUGUGUAUUUUGUUGUCAUUUAUAUUUUAUUGUCUUCUGAUAAAUGUAAUUCAAACAAAUUUAA
Molecule: messenger RNA, 1920 nt
Organism: Numida meleagris (helmeted guineafowl)
Lineage: Eukaryota; Metazoa; Chordata; Aves; Galliformes; Numididae
Gene: PPP1R42
Product: protein phosphatase 1 regulatory subunit 42
Exons: 8
Coding region: 30-965 (311 amino acids)
Molecular function (GO): protein binding
Source: RefSeq, a predicted model, not a curated record